UUCCAUUUCCCUCCUCAAAACACACAAACUCCAAACAUCCUUUUCCACACUCACAAACCAUCAAUGGCUAAGUUCAAUAACAUCAUAACCAUUGUCACCACCUUAACCCUUCUUCUCACUACAACCGAAGCCAGAAUCCCCGGUGUCUACACCGGAGGCGCAUGGCAAACCGCUCACGCCACCUUCUACGGCGGCAGCGACGCCUCCGGAACAAUGGGAGGCGCGUGUGGAUACGGAAAUUUGUAUAGUCAAGGGUAUGGAGUGAACACAGCGGCAUUGAGCACAGCGUUGUUUAACGAAGGGUUAAGUUGUGGCGCGUGUUUUGAGAUCAAGUGUUCUGAUGAUCCUAAUUGGUGCCACGCUGGCAGUCCUUCUAUUUUGGUAACAGCUACAAAUUUUUGUCCACCAAAUUAUGCUCAACCAAGUGAUAAUGGUGGAUGGUGUAAUCCUCCAAGACCACAUUUUGAUCUUGCUAUGCCUAUGUUUCUUAAAAUUGCUCAGUAUCGUGCUGGCAUUGUUCCUGUUUCUUACCGCCGGGUACCUUGUAGAAAGCAAGGAGGUAUAAGAUUCACAAUAAACGGUUUCCGUUACUUCAACUUGGUUUUAAUCACCAACGUCGCGGGUGCAGGGGAUAUCGUGAAGACGAGCGUUAAAGGUUCAAAGAGUGGUUGGAUGAGCAUGAGCCGUAACUGGGGUCAAAAUUGGCAAUCAAACGCUAUUUUGAUUGGUCAGUCACUUUCGUUUAGAGUGACAGCCAGUGAUCGACGCACUUCCACUUCUUGGAACAUUGUUCCUUCUAAUUGGCAAUUUGGUCAAACUUUUACUGGCAAGAAUUUCCGGGUUUAGUUGCUAUGUUAAAAAAAAGAGGAAAAUGUACUUUUUUAUAAUAUAAUUUUGAAUUUUCAUUGGAAUGAGGAUGCGAGGGAAACAUCUAGAUAAGAAUGGAAGAAAAAGUGGUAAUGUUAUGAUAGUGACUAGUGAAACUUUUUUGACUUUUAUUUGUCUUCUUUUGUUUUGGGGUAUGGGUUUUAUUUUAAGUUUUUAUAGAAUUUUCAGUUGUCCUUUUUGAGAGAAAAUGGAGGGAAAUAUUAUGUGGAAUUUGUAAGGAGCUGAAGUGGCUUCAAAGUUCAAAUUCACGAGCCCGCAGCUAUGUUUUAUAUAUUUACAUUAUGAAACAAGAUAAUUGUGUCAA
Molecule: messenger RNA, 1192 nt
Organism: Cicer arietinum (chickpea)
Lineage: Eukaryota; Viridiplantae; Streptophyta; Magnoliopsida; Fabales; Fabaceae
Product: expansin-A4
Biological process (GO): plant-type cell wall organization
Cellular component (GO): extracellular region
Source: RefSeq, a predicted model, not a curated record